This is a messenger RNA of Penaeus vannamei (Pacific white shrimp), 1899 nucleotides long. NCBI's taxonomy places the organism in Eukaryota, Metazoa, Arthropoda, Malacostraca, Decapoda, Penaeidae. The record is from RefSeq and is a predicted model, not a curated record.
AUGGAUAUGAACUCAUUCUUGAGUUGCUCUCCAACGUGCAACAAACACGUGGCCCUCUCAGCAAUAGUGAGAAAAGUUCAUCUACUGGAAGUGUGUCAGAAACUAUAUGAAGACACAAAAGCCCUUCUUCUUCAUUUGCCUCCACUGGAUGACGACAACAGAAUAAAGGAAGAGGGGCCUCCUGAAGAUGAUUCUAUGGAGUUGGACGAUGCAGAAAACCGUGUUGUUCUUCCUUCUAAUUGGAGCAACAAUAUCCCAGAUUCUCUCAUUCAGGCAAUUAAGUCGUGCUUACAAGAGAUCAUACGUGUGUACAAAUACGCAGAUCAGCUUUUGGCUCAACCUCACAGGUGGCUUCCUGGCUCCAAGCAGUUCCAGUUGCCAAAGAAUCCUCAUGAUCCUUACCCUCAGUUAUACCUUGUGUUUGAUCAUGCAGACCUCCUUAACUCCCUAGCAGUGUUGCUUGGGGCUCUAGCAGCAGUCCAGAAUGGAACACUGAUUUCUGAGAUGAAAAACCUGGUUGAGUGCAUGCUUGCUUGUGGCCAUGGCCUUAACUACAUGGCUUCACAUCCUCGUGCUACAGCUACCAUCGCCAGGAGCCUUAUUCAGGUUGGUUCUGUCAGUGACACACUUCAACAUGCUAACUUCCCUCCUCCUUUCAUCUGCUGGUCGCAAGCCAUCAUCAGUGUCUUGAGUUUGGGAAGGAAUCUUGAAAUUUUGUUUCCUUACCUUAAGUUGGGAAUUGGUGAUGAUCAAGACAAUGCCCCAACAAGAAUAGCAUGUUAUGGUUAUACAGUAGAUCUCAUAGUGCUGACUGUCAAGUUUUCUGACAAUGUAGAAAUGCUAGAACGUUAUGGGGAAAAGUUACUUGAGUUGAUUGAAUAUGAAGAGACUCGUGAAGGACCCAAACUGGAAGAACAUGCUAAGCUUUGCGAGAUAAUUCCAUGGUUAUCAAUUACCAGAUCUGCAGAAAACUUUACUUAUGACAAUUUAACUAAUAUAUCAAAUAAUCUCAAAGACCACUUAGAUAAGAUAGACAAGUUUUCUGGUGAAUUAGUGACACAUUUACGUAUCUUAAAGCACCUGACAGUGCCCAAGUACCCAGUGUCGAGUUUGUCAGCAGAGGAUCAUAAUGGUGAGAUGAUUGAAGAACUGAAGUACAAAUAUGCAACUGUGCAACUUUUUUCAGCAGACUGCCACACUCACUUGACAAACCUUCUUACGAAGUUGUGUGCCAUGUAUUCCCAACCUUAUGUUCAUAGUGCUGAUUUUGCCAGCUCUGAAGGUGCAGUACUCUUGGCUGUGAUUGAACCUACAUUAAGCCUGUUAAAGAACAUACUGACAUACGUUAUUCAGGCUAGGAACACCAACUUCAAGGACCUCACAGCAAUUGUUCCCCUUGUGCAAACCUACCUCUUGCUUCAGUCAUUCCCACUUGGUUCACAACACAUCACCCGUGCCCAGGACCUCCAGCAGGAGGUGAUCAGUAUACUUCUAGUAUACACACAGCCUGUUUAUUCCAAGGCUGAAGGAGAAGAAGUCUUGGCCAAGAGUUUGUGGACAAAAAUGAUGUCAGAGAUUUUCAAGUUCCUUCUGACUGCUCCACACACAUUCAUGGGAGUCAUCAGUCUCAUCAUAGAGUUGCUACCACUGCCAUUACCCAUCCAGACCCGAACAUCUCUCUCAGAGGAAGAGUCUUCACAGAUUAUCAAUCUGCGGAAACUCUGGAGUGCCCAUCUGUACUGUCUUUCCUCCAACAUUCAUGAAAUAAUCAUGAGAUUAGGCCUGGCAAGCUUCCCUCCUCUCAUGCACCUUCUCCGUAGAAUGUGCGUUGCUUUGUCUGAUCUAGCAGCCCCAUGGCCUUGCUGGUUGGAAGAGCAACCCUGGACCUGGUAAUGCAGG